UUGAGCACUUAUUUAUGAAACAAAAAUAGUAAUCCAUUUUGACCAGUUAAAAUAUCUUUGGGUUAAAUAAAGUCGUGUUUAGUUUUUAGUUUUUGUAAAAUAGAAUUAAUAACAUAACACUUUAAUUAAUCCAUUGCUAAAUAUAUACAAUAAAAUGGCACAAAGUAAAUUAAAUGAUUUAGCUGGAAAAUUUUCGCGUGGGGGACCACCCGGCAUGACAACGGGUUUGAAAAUAUUGGCUGCCGUUGGUGCUGGAGUUUAUGGAAUCUCUCAAUCUUUAUACACCGUUGAGGGUGGUCAUCGAGCAAUUAUUUUCUCUCGACUUGGUGGAAUCCAAAAAGAAAUUUAUGCUGAAGGAUUACAUUUCCGCAUCCCCUGGUUUCAAUACCCAAUCAUCUAUGACAUUCGAUCACGCCCAAGAAAAAUUUCUUCACCAACCGGUUCCAAAGAUUUACAAAUGGUUAAUAUUUCCUUACGUGUAUUGUCUCGACCAGAUGCCUCUACAUUACCUGUGAUGUACCGACAAUUAGGCUUGGAUUACGAUGAAAAAGUAUUGCCUUCAAUUUGUAAUGAAGUACUAAAAUCCGUCGUUGCUAAAUUUAACGCAUCUCAAUUAAUUACUCAACGUGCCCAGGUUUCAUUGUUAGUCCGAAGAUCUUUGGUAGAAAGAGCCAAGGAUUUCAAUAUAAUUUUGGAUGAUGUGUCAAUUACAGAAUUAUCUUUUGGAAAAGAAUAUACGGCUGCUGUAGAAGCAAAACAAGUUGCCCAACAAGAAGCUCAACGUGCUGCCUUUGUUGUUGAGCGUGCAAGACAAGAAAGACAACAGAAAAUUGUACAAGCUGAGGGUGAAGCUGAAGCCGCUAAAAUGUUAGGUCUUGCAUGUUCUAGGAAUCCUGGUUAUUUAAAAUUACGUAAAAUACGUGCUGCCCAAAGCAUUGCUAGAACGAUUGCAACUUCGAAAAAUCGUGUAUACCUAAAUGGAAAUGCCUUAAUGUUAAAUAUUCAAGAUCCAGCAUUCGAUGAUCUUUCAGAGAAAUUGAAAAAUUCCCAUCAGAAAUCUAUUUUCCAUAGAUCUAGCAUUGAUGUUGGAUCGUCCGAUUUUGACGAGACUGUUAUCCAAACUGCAAUUGAUACAGCCAAACAUAUUACCAAUUAAUAAUAAAUUUUCCUCCUGUUAAUUAUCCAAUUUUUCUAUUUAU
Chrysoperla carnea is the source of this 1199-nucleotide messenger RNA. It is a transcript of the gene Phb2, whose product is annotated as prohibitin-2. Gene Ontology annotation, cellular component: membrane; mitochondrion. The record is from RefSeq and is a predicted model, not a curated record. The coding region runs from base 155 to 1156 and encodes 333 amino acids. Gene Ontology annotation, biological process: mitochondrion organization. NCBI's taxonomy places the organism in Eukaryota, Metazoa, Arthropoda, Insecta, Neuroptera, Chrysopidae. The transcript has 8 exons.